Molecule: messenger RNA, 2504 nt
Organism: Carya illinoinensis
Lineage: Eukaryota; Viridiplantae; Streptophyta; Magnoliopsida; Fagales; Juglandaceae
Product: capsanthin/capsorubin synthase, chromoplastic-like
Exons: 1
Coding region: 875-2371 (498 amino acids)
Biological process (GO): carotenoid biosynthetic process
Molecular function (GO): oxidoreductase activity, acting on paired donors, with incorporation or reduction of molecular oxygen
Source: RefSeq, a predicted model, not a curated record
UUUCAAGUUUGAUCAUGUAAAAUAUGGACUAUUUUGGUCACUAGAAUACCACUUUUUUUUUCUUUUUUUUCAAUGAAAUUGAUCACUUGAAAUCAAGAGGAUCUUGCUCCAGGUCCUAGAGUUUGAAAUUCAUGUACCUGAGAUGGAGAGAUUGGAUGUGUCCGAAGAUCAGUCGAGACAACAACAAUUAAAAGAAGGAAAAAAGACCAACUCAAACAUAUUCUGAACUUUUCUAUUUAGUUAACAGUGGAUUGGAAAUUUAACCCUAUUGUGAACGAGGCAAGUCCAUGGAUAAAAAGCUUGCAGAUUUAGCUCCUUUCAAGCAAACAUGGUGGUGGAGCUCAGCGGAACCUAAAUGACGUGACUGUGUAAAUGAACGAAGUGCCACUCCAACAAUACUAAGUGGGACGGCUUCUAAUCUAGUAUAAAAGGCACAAGCUGUGGGGUCAUGCAUGCCUAAAGUGGGACAAAGAUUUAAAAGUGCCCCACCCAACUACACAAAGUGGGGUGGGGAGGGGCUUCUGAUGGUGGGAACAUACUCAAUGGGAAAGAAACUUGAACCCACAAACAAUUAAUCAAACCGGCCAUGUUAUUAGUGGUUGCUUUCGUCUGUGGACAACUGUGUAGGUAGGACAGUGAUGAACAUCCACAUGGAGCGAUAUAAUUUACAGUUUGUUGGACCCUCUUCACAUUACAAGUAUUUCCCACUAUUUAAUGCUUGCUCCACAAAGAGUAUCGAUUUUUUGGUAUUGCUGAAGGAUUCCUUUUUGUCCAUAUCGCCAUUUGGUUUCUUUCAUAAAAUAUUAAACAAAUUCGCACUCUGUAUUCCUUCAUCUCUCUCCUUACUCCUUCACAUCCUCCUUUUCUUCUUACCAUGGAGACCUUUAUCAGGGUGUUUUCACCACCACCUGCAUUAAUCAGCAGCAGCAAGUUCUUGCUGCCGCCUACCCUUUUAGUUUCUUCUCCAAGAGCUUAUAAAACGUCUUCAAGAAAGUGUCGUCAUGUGAUCCGAAGCAGCAAGUUUGGGAACUUUCUUGACUUGAAGCCGGAGUUACAACCCGAGUACUUGAACUUUGAUCUCCCAUGGUUCGAACCAGCAUCUGAUCGGUCUCGCUUUGACGUGAUCAUCAUUGGCACCGGCCCGGCUGGUCUUCGUCUUGCGGAGCAACUGUCAUGCUAUGGAAUUAAGGUAUGUUGUGUUGACCCUUCGCCACUUUCUAUGUGGCCUAAUAACUAUGGGGUUUGGGUGGACGAGUUCGAGAGCUUGGGGCUUGAGGAUUGCUUUGACAAACUAUGGCCUAUGAGUUGCGUGUACAUCAAUGAAAACAAGACCAAAUAUUUGGACCGUCGCUAUGGUCGAGUUAGUAGGAAAAAACUGAAAACGAAACUAAUGGAAGGAUGUCUCUCCAAUGGAAUCAUUAAGUUUCACAAGGCCAAGGUCUGGAAAAUUGAGCACCAGGAGUUUGAGUCUUCCAUUUUGUGUGAUGAUGGGAAUGAAUUGAAGGCAAGCUUAGUGGUUGAUGCAAGUGGCUUUGCAAGCCCUUUCGUAGAAUAUGAUAAGAGAAGGAAUCAUGGGUAUCAAAUUGCCCAUGGCAUUUUAGUUGAAGUGGAUGACCACCCUUUUGAUUUGGAUAAGAUGGUUCUCAUGGAUUGGAGAGAUUCCCAUCUAGGAAAUGAGCCUGAUUUGCGAGUUAGCAAUUCAAGGUUUCCUACUUUUCUCUAUGCAAUGCCAUUCGAUUCAAACUUGAUAUUCUUAGAGGAGACUUCUUUGGUUUCUCGGCCGGCGUUAUCAUAUAUGGAGGUGAAGAGAAGGAUGGUGGCAAGAUUAAGGCAUUUAGGAAUUAGAGUGAGAAAAGUACUGGAGGAUGAGAAGUGUUUGAUCCCAAUGGGAGGCCCUCUUCCCCAAAUCCCUCAGAAUGUGAUGGCCAUUGGUGGGACUUCCGGGGUCGUGCACCCUUCAACUGGGUACAUGGUGGCUCGGACAAUGGCUCUAGCCCCUGGCUUAGCCAAUGCUAUUGCUGAGUGCCUUGGAUCAACCCGGAUGAUUAGAGGGCAACCACUUUAUCAUAGAGUGUGGAAUGGCCUGUGGCCACUUGAGAGGAGAUAUACAAGGGAAUUUUACUCUUUCGGAAUGGAGACUCUUUUGAAGCUUGAUCUGAAAGGGACUAGAAGGUUCUUUGAUGCUUUCUUUGAUUUGGAUUCCUAUCAAUGGCAAGGGUUCCUUUCCUCAAGGUUGUCUUUCCAAGAGCUUGUUCUGCUAAGCUUAUCCUUGUUCGGGCAUGCCUCAAUUCCGUCCAGGGUUGACCUUGUUACAAAGUGCCCUGUGCCCCUAGCUAAAAUGGUGGGCAAUCUAGCACUGGAAGCUAUUUAAUGACCAUUUAAGUAUGGAAUGUUGCAGCAUGUGUCUUGAAUCUUGAUAUGUAAAAGGUUCAAAUAUUGUGGCUUCUUGAGUCUAAGAACAAGUUUUAAAGGCUUUGUUAAUUGAUGCAUCUGUUAUAGAAACA